Pieris brassicae (large cabbage white) is the source of this 3816-nucleotide messenger RNA. Its product is annotated as cilia- and flagella-associated protein 91-like. Bases 1 to 2913 code for a protein of 970 amino acids. The transcript is spliced from 24 exons. NCBI's taxonomy places the organism in Eukaryota, Metazoa, Arthropoda, Insecta, Lepidoptera, Pieridae. The record is from RefSeq and is a predicted model, not a curated record.
AUGAGUGGCGAAACGUUAUUCGAAGCACCAAGAAAAUAUAAUGUGUCACAAAUACGAGUGCAUGACUAUUUAUACGAUUCCGCGUAUAUCGUGUCUGGAGCCCGCGAUUAUGCAAGAACGGCGUUUAAAGCCGCCAUGGCGUCUGCGCAAGUGGUCAUCCAGCCAGUUUAUAAGACCAUGUUCUCUGAGCUACGCAAAUUUCCAAGAAUGAGAGUUGUGUAUCAUCCAAACUGCAGGCUCCCUCAGCACGUGGACCGGUCGUAUGGCGCAUAUCUUCGUAAAGUGAGCGAAGCCAGAAAUGUGCCCACACCACAUCUGACCGGAAAGGAUAGGUUCAAGUUUGGUGCUGUCCCAAAGAAGCUGCUUGCUGUACCAUGUGCAACACCGGAUUUUCAUCCACCUACUCCUGCGUGCACAGUGGGACCAACGAGGCCAAGGAACAGGGGGACUCAGAGUUUGUUUAGGGAGUCGUCAGCUCAAACGAUACCGUGGCAACCGGAAGCGAGACCGGCGGAAACAUGCCAGGAAACACCGGAAGUUGUCUAUCUUGACAACUUACAAUGGGGCCCGGGAAAACCGUACCGAGUUGGUGAUUUGCCCGCCGACUUCCAUACCACGGAGAUUAUAAACAAAAUGCGUCACGCCCGUAAAUGGACCCAGUUGAUUGAGAAAGGUCAGUUCCCGAGAUGGAUGAAACGCCAGGAUGCCAUCAUCACAGACAUCGAAACUAAGGAUUGGAUAUUCAGAGAGGCCGAAAUAGACGAACUGCAAGACAUCCGGCUGUCUCUUUUACACAAGCAGCAAAGUGAGAAACGAGAGAAGCAGACAACGCGUGUUGGUAAGAAGCUGUCGAAAUUAUGGGCGUGUAAGAAAGCGGAUAUGGAGAGGAAGAUUGAUCAUAUUCGCUUGACCAGAGAUAGAGAAAUGCGCAAACUCAAAGCUCUUCAUAGUAUGGGCGGUCGGGUAGGUUUAGUCGAAGCAAAACGUGCAGCUCGGGGUGGAGGAGACCCAGUGGCAGCCGCUGUAGAUCCUACUUCAGAUUUGCGAGCACCCCGCGCCAGACACGGGUACCAGGCCAAGAGGAGGCACGCGGAAAUUGUCUAUGAUCCAGGUCUAUUGUCAUUAGAAGACCACCUUGUCGUUGCUGCUCCGCCAGCCUGGCUGGAGCAGUGUGGCCAAAACUUAGGUAGGACAUGUUCUGGGCAUCACCUGCCAAGAAACACGACCCAGCUCUGCGAAAGGGAGACUAAGUGGAGCGAAGAGUUCCUUGAAAGCCUUCAUAAUGAGUUAAAGAAGGCUCGCCUCGGUGCUGUAUCUCACACUGCGGGUCCUCUGCGUGUGUUGAAACCACGACGGGUUGUGGUAACCCCACGACCUCCCACUCCCGAAGUGGAGGAAGUGCCUGACGAUGACGAGACAUCUCACCAAGCAGCCCUGACGCUGCAGAAGAUUAUAAGGGGACGAGCCGUGCAGAAUUUGAUGUACGAAGGCCGUACCAGGGCAGCAGAACUUACAGAGGAAUUGAAAACAACGCACGGUCUACAAAAAGAAGAUCGCGCAAGAAUUGCUAGAGAGGAAACAAAAGCCAGGGAUCAUGACGCUUUGAGAACAGAGGCUGAAGCUAAGGAAGAUGCAGUUACAGCAUUAGUAGAAGAGUUGUGUGGUGGGGCUGUAUCAGCAGCCUUGGACUUCCUAGAAAAGGAGUUGAGACGGCUGAAGGAAGAGAGAAGACAUCAUGCCUUUAUACUUAUCGCAUUACGCGAAAAGUCAAUGCGCGAGGCAGCAGAAGCUGGCCGAAGGCAGAAGGAGGAACAGAGGAGAAGAGAGCACGAUGAAAUGUUCAAACAGAUACUUGGAGUUACACAAGAGACGGUAGACGUCUAUCUCCAAGAGAUAUUGCAGCAGGGCGUGGAAUUGGCAGCAGAAGAGGAGGCUUUGAAGAAAGUGAAAUCUGAUGCUGAUAAAGUCGAUUUGAGUUUGAAGGAACAUGCUUCAAUGUCAACGGCGGAACAGAACGAGUUGGUUGCUGAUUUGGUACAGCAAUUCCUUCUGCCCGAGAUCCAUAAAUCAGCCAGUCGGAUGCAGAUAGCCGCGGUGCAGAAUUCGAGGAUGGAUGCCGCUAGGCACAGCAUCUUUGGAAUGCUGGAUGAGGCUGAAGAUAGAAGAGAACUAUGUACCCAAUGUGGAGAGCCGCUUGGUGAUGUUUGUCGAUGUCAUGUCUGCCCGAUCAAAAAAGAGCCUGUUGAGACUACUGCAAGGAAAGACCGCAGGUGGAGGUAUACUAGAAGCCGUGAUCAAGAAGUUAAGACACGCGAUGAACGCUACACUCCUGCGCAUGACAUUCGCUGUUGGCUCAACGAAUUACUAUUUGAUGUAAUGGCAAGAUCGCGUGAACAUCGCGAAGAAGUGGCAAAUGUUACUUGGGAUGUGAACCAGCUGUUACGUGAGAAGGUGGAGAUUGACUUGGAGUCACGGGAGAUUAUUGAUGAAUGUAUAGCUGUGGCGACUGGAACACUUCAAAAACCAGUCAAAGUGUCUGAUUAUCGACAUUAUAUGAAGGUGAUUGUUGGGGAAGCCCUGGACAGGAGCGAGCCAUUUAAACCCAAAGACCUAUGUUCCAAGGAGCUGCCAUCAGAGAUCCGUCGUAAAGCUGAGGAGGAACGGGCGUUAGCUGAUCCAUCUUGCAAGUGUUAUGAUGAAGUGCCCACCACAUCAGUGCAAUUUGCAGAUGUACCCGAAGAGGAAUCGAACCUGCUGCCAUCCGCACUCCGAAUCCUGGAAGACAUGAGGCGGUGCAAAUGUGACACGGUCUCAACCACUGCUACUGAAAGAAGUCUACUCACAGACUACGAUGACGCUGAUUAUACGAUGGAUCCCACUGAACAAUCAGACGUACAUUUUGAUGACGAUUAAUUAUCUAUUUUAAUUUACCAAUAUAUUUAUAUAUGAGUCUGAACAAUAAUUAUUAAAAGUAGUUUAUUAUUAUAAAACUUUCUGUUAUAUUUAUGUUAUUUAUUAGAGACGGUAAUUUUAAAAAAAUAUUUGGAAUAAAAUCGUCGAGCCGCACGUGUGUGAGCUAACAGAGUUCAAGGUUAAAACAAAUAGAAACCGUUUUAAUUUAAACAAUUCUUGAGGAAUAACGGUCACUGUCCUAAAUAAAGAACCCGUGGAUAAAUAAUAUUAGAUAAUUGUUUUACCUUGUUUAAUAUUCUAUUUAUCCCAUGCAUUGAUAUCCCAAGCGUAAAUAUUUUUUCUUACAUUAUUCGCUCAUUUGUAUCUGUAUUUGUCUUAACAUAUGGCGUCUUUACAGCAGUAUAACAAUAAGGUUUUAUUAGUGUGCGGAAAGGGAACCGUCUAGGGUGAUUCAGACUUCAGUAGUAAUGUCAAAAUCAUUGAAUUGAAUUUCUACAUAAUACUUGAUUCGCGCCAAUUCUCGUUUCUAAAUCUUACAAGGUUGCCACAGUGCCUUUUUUGUAAAGUUGGCAGCGCUGUAAUUCCAUUAUACUUCGACAGUAUCUUGACAGUUGAUAUUUAAAAAAAAAGUAAUAAUAUUUUUUUGUGAAUAUUAGGCGUUAUUUAAUAUUAUAUAAAUAAUAUUUGUCUGUAGCCUCAAAAUAGGCUUCAGUUUCGCCGAUUACCUCUUCAUCAGCGCAAUAUUUCUGUCCAGUAAGCAUUCUCUCAGAGAACAGGAAAAAGUCGCUGAGGACCAAAGCCCUCCUCCAAACGAUUCUCUUACCGUAGACUAAGAAUAUAAAUUGUGAUAAAUGUUUGAUAGCCAGCAUAGUUCUUAGCCAAAUAAUUAGUGUUCCUUCCCUA